AUGAAAGCAUGUGAAGCUCUGAGCGCUGCAGCGGCAGGUGACUGGAGUGCACCAAGCUAUGAUGAAGACAACCGCAAGGAGCGCACAGGUCCACGCCCUGCGGCCGGGGCUUCGCGAUUGUUCACACAUGCGGUUGAGGCUGUGGCAAAGCCAUGCAAGGCAAAAGUUGCCCACCGGGCCGAACCUGCUGAGACGUCAGAAGCGGCAGCACCAGUGGCGGAAGCCGAACCGGCCCAGCUGUCAGAAGUGGCAACGGCCGCAACGAUCGCAUCUGCAGAAGAUGCGGCAUCAGCAGCAAAAGCCUGGACUGCGUGCCCGCGGCAGGAGGACAUCACGGUCCCCUCAGACAUGGGCAGGGUUUCACCAUUUGAUGUAGCAUACGCCUGCAGUGCAAUUUCCGAUAAGCAGCCCGACGGGCGAGCUGCCAACAUCCUGCUAAGCAGGGUGUGGCAACAAGUCAAAGUGAAUUCCGAUGCGGAGACUUGCUACUUGGGGCAUGAGUUCCCCAUCCCUGUCUUUCGUGCCCGAUCGGCGGACGGAGAGGAGCAGCUCUUCACAACGGAGCCAUGGAAGCUCUACUGCUUGCAGAGAGCUGCUGUGGCAAGGCGGCGUUUGAAACCCGUCAUACAACCAAAAUUUAUCAUGGAUGUCUCCGUCAUCGAGGAAUUCCUGAGAGAUGCGCGAAUUCCAGAGAAUUUCAACACCAUUCGCAUUGUCAGCCCGGACGGGGCGGCAGAGGUUUUUUCGUGGGAACGUCCUAAAACGGGACAGGCCUAG
This is a messenger RNA of Symbiodinium pilosum, 777 nucleotides long. The record is from the annotation of a GenBank genome assembly. Lineage: Eukaryota; Dinophyceae; Suessiales; Symbiodiniaceae.